Molecule: messenger RNA, 360 nt
Organism: Myotis lucifugus (little brown bat)
Lineage: Eukaryota; Metazoa; Chordata; Mammalia; Chiroptera; Vespertilionidae
Gene: SPINK2
Product: serine peptidase inhibitor, Kazal type 2
Exons: 4
Coding region: 52-306 (84 amino acids)
Biological process (GO): negative regulation of serine-type endopeptidase activity; spermatid development
Molecular function (GO): serine-type endopeptidase inhibitor activity; protein binding
Source: RefSeq, a predicted model, not a curated record
ACGUCCUACGUGUCUCGCGCGCAGCACCCGACCGCAGGCGGAGGAGGAAGGAUGGCGCUGCUGGCGAUGAGCUUGGGGCUGGCGCUGCUGGCCACGCACCUGGCAGCCUCUCUGAACAAUCAAUUUGGUCAUCCUUCAGGAUAUAGAACACCAAACUGUAAUCAAUAUAGAUUACCAGGAUGUCCCAGAGACUUUAACCCUGUAUGUGGAAGCGACAUGUCCACUUAUGCCAACGAGUGUACUCUGUGCAUGAAAAUCAGGGAAGAUGGUCAUGAUAUAAAAAUAAUCCGAAAUGGACCGUGCUGAUGGAGCAUUUUACAGAAGAGAAAUUGGAGAAACCACCUUCAACUACACACUAGA